Messenger RNA from Physella acuta, 869 nucleotides. Its product is annotated as translocon-associated protein subunit beta. The record is from RefSeq and is a predicted model, not a curated record. Gene Ontology annotation, cellular component: membrane; endoplasmic reticulum. Lineage: Eukaryota; Metazoa; Mollusca; Gastropoda; Physidae.
AUUAGAUUUUCAUCGUAAGGAACACAAGGCCGACUUUUGCAAAUUUCGUUCUUUUUCAACUUCCUUCGGUGGGUAAACGUGAAGUCACCGUAAAUUUUUCAUGAUGAAGCUGUGGUUAGCAGCACUGAUUUUAACAUUUAGUUGCUUUUUGCCAUCUUUUGGUGAAGAAGAGACAGAUGCAAGAUUGUUAGCCUCAAAAAAUAUCCUCAAUCAAUAUUUAGUUGAAGGAAAGGAUCUUACAGUUGAAUACAAAAUUUUCAAUGUUGGCAGCAGGGUUGCAUUUGAUGUGAUCUUAAAUGACAAUAGCUUCCCUGAGACAUCAUUCAGUGUUGUUCGAGGUAGUCUUAAAGUUGAAUGGGAAAGAAUUGCACCAACCUCUAAUGUGACACAUGCAGUAAUUCUGCGUCCGUUGAAGUCAGGUUAUUUCAAUUUUACCUCUGCAGAGUUGAGUUAUCUUACUUCAGAAGAUUCAAGAGAAAGAACUAUUGGCUAUACUAGUUUCCCUGGUGAAGGAGGUAUUGUUCCACAAAGAGAAUUUGAUCGCAGAUUUUCUCCUCAUGUGCUGGAUUGGCUUGUCUUUGCUUUUAUGACUCUGCCUUCCUUGGGAAUUCCAUUCCUUUUGUGGUACAGUUCUAAGAGUAAAUAUGACCAGUCAAAGACAAAGAAGAACUGAAUUGCAGCUAUCUGUUCCUGAGUGUUUGUGUACUGUGAGCAUUUUAUAAGUUGAAAGAUUUUUAUUCUAAAAUGAAUUAAGUGUUAAAAGCAUGAAAGUGUACAUUACUAAAUUUAAGAUCAUUAGUUCUAUAAUGAAUGUGUUUUGAAGAAUGGACUUCAUUGUACUUGUAUGUUAAAUAAAAAAAAAUAUUAAA